GCCCGUGCUCAAGACAGACGAUAGAAUGGCAGAAGCUGCUCCAGCCCCCGCUGCGUCCCCUGCAAAGGCCCCCAAGAAGAAGGCACCCCGUGCCAAGACAACUGGACCUAGUGUUGGAGAACUCAUCGUCAAAGCUAUUACCGCAUCUAAAGAGAAGAAAGGAGUUUCUUUGGCAGCGCUUAAGAAGGCUUUGGCGGCUGGUGGAUACGACGUGGAAAAGAACAACGCUCGUGUGAAGGUGGCCAUCAAGAGUCUUGUUACUAAGGAAACGCUGGUUCAGAUUAAAGGAACUGGCGCCUCCGGCUCAUUCAAGCUGAACAAGAAACAGGCAGAGGAGAAGAAGAAGCCCGUUAAAAAGGUAGCACCUAAAGCCAAGAAGCCAGCAGCGAAGAAACCCGCUGCAGCAAAGAAGGCAGUGGCUAAGAAGCCGGUGGCCGCCAAGAAGUCUCCGAAGAAGGCGAAGAAACCCGCCACCCCUAAAAAGGCAACAAAGAGUCCUAAGAAGGCCAAAAAGCCCGUCACACCUAAGAAGGCAGCAAAAAGCCCCAAGAAAGUCAAGGCAGCCAAACCUAAAGCGGCUACGCCUAAAGCUGCUAAACCCAAAGUGGCAACCCCUAAAGCUGCUAAACCUAAAAGGGCUGCUCCUAAGAAGAGGUAAAUGUUGCGCGCCCUGCCCUGUCAAUGUUGUCACGUUAAACGGAAAGGCUCUUUUAAGAGCCACCCAAAAAAAUCAUUUGAAUGCAUCUGUUCCUACUAUACCAGUGGUGAUAGCAGAGUAAUUUAUGCUUGAAACUCAUGCUACGUUUGUAAUAUUUUCAGUUGAAAAUAUUAGUCUAUCAAGGUUUUAAAUCACCACCAAGCAAUUUAGUUAUAUGUUAUGCUCGCAAUGAACACACGGUAUGACAGUAGUAAUUUUACCUGCUUGAGAGCCCGAAAGUAAAGGGAAUCUAAGUUUAGCCAGUGACUGAUAAUAAAUGAACAGUGAGGUGUUAAUAAACCACACUAAAAUAGCCUAUUCAAUAUUAUUUGGUAAACUACAUACAGCUAAUAUAUUUUUUUUAAUUAAAAAAAGAUACAAAGUAUCUAACAGACCGGCUUGUAGCACCCAACCACUUCAAUUUAUUCCAUUUUAAUAGUGUUAUAUAUGGAGAUUCUGGGACUUCAUGUUUGAUUGUUUGUUGUGACCAUUAAACGGACAUAUCUGGAAACCAAGCUGCAACGUAAACUGAAAUGUGUCGUUUUAACUAUUUCAUGCGUUAAAAUAUUCAGUACAUUUUGAAGAUCACGCGCUAAAAGGAAGAAAGAAAUGCAGCAGGCGCCAAAUUGAAGUGACUUUGGCAU
This is a messenger RNA of Clupea harengus (Atlantic herring), 1341 nucleotides long. RefSeq names its product histone H1-like. Lineage: Eukaryota; Metazoa; Chordata; Actinopteri; Clupeiformes; Clupeidae. The record is from RefSeq and is a predicted model, not a curated record. Bases 26 to 658 code for a protein of 210 amino acids. The transcript has a single exon.